Molecule: messenger RNA, 2946 nt
Organism: Pteronotus mesoamericanus
Lineage: Eukaryota; Metazoa; Chordata; Mammalia; Chiroptera; Mormoopidae
Gene: PIDD1
Product: p53-induced death domain protein 1
Biological process (GO): signal transduction; DNA damage response; apoptotic process
Molecular function (GO): protein binding
Source: RefSeq, a predicted model, not a curated record
AGCCCGGGUGCGUAGAGCGCGCCGGCCGGCUGCGGGCCCGCGCCAGCCCGGAGGGAGCGCAGCCUCUCUGGGCCCUGCCUGAGCAGGCCUGCCUGGCAGGCUGGGACAUGCCUGGCCCCCGGGGCCUGCCGGUGGGCGAUGGCUGCGGCGGAGGGGGAGCUGGAGCCCCAGGUGGCGGCUGCCGAAGAUGCUGCAGGAGAUGCUGCAGACGCUGUGGAUGCGAGUCUGGGGGCGCACCUUCUCCCUGCCGGGAACCGGCUGAGCUUGGACCUGUACCCUGGGGGCUGCCGCCGGCUGCUGCACCUGUGCGCCCAGCAGACCCCUCGGCUGCUGGAGGUGGAGUUCCUGCAGCUGAGUGGCCACGAAGACCCUCGGCUGCUGGAGGCCACGCUGGCUCGGGUGCCGGAGAGCCUGCCGCGCCUCCGGUCCCUGGUCAUCAGAGGCGGACAGCACUGGGAUGUGCAGGGUGCCCGCCUCCGGGGCUCUCUGGCCGCGCUGCCCGCCGGCCUGAGCAGCCUGGCCUGCCUGGUCCACCUGGAUCUGAGCUUCAACAGCCUGGAGACCCUGCCGGCCUGCGUCCCACAGAUGUGUGGCCUGGGCGCCCUCCUGCUCUCUCACAACCACCUCUCAGAGCUGCCCGAGGCCCUGGGGGCCCUCUCUGCCCUCACCUUCCUUUCUGUGACUCACAACCGCCUGCGGACGCUGCCCACGGCCCUGGGAGCCCUGUGCUCCCUGCAGCGCCUUGACCUCUCUGAGAACCUCCUGGACACUCUGCCCCCGGAGAUCGGCAGCCUGCGCAGCCUCGAGGAGCUCAGCCUGGCCUCCAACCGGCUGCAGAGCCUCCCGGCCUCCCUUGCGGAGCUGCGUUCCUUGCGGUUCCUUGUCCUGCACAGCAACCUUCUGGCCUCAGUGCCUGCCGGCCUGGCCCGCCUCCCGCUGCUCGCCCGGCUGGACCUGAGGGACAACCAGCUCCGGGAAGUGCCCCCCGAGCUGCGAGACGCCCCCUUUGCGCGCCUGCAGGGGAACCCCCUGGGCGAGCCCCUGCCAGACUCCUGCAGUCCCCCAGGGACACCCGUGGCCGGGGAAAUGCCCAGACUGUUCCUCACCUCAGACUUCGACAGCUUCCCCGUGACCCCCCACGGCUGCUCUGUGACCCUGGCCUGCGGCGCCCGCCUGCAGUUCCCGGCUGGGGCCACCGCACACUCUCUCACCAUCCGCUAUCGCCUGUGGCCGCCGGAGCCGCGCCUCGUCCCCCUGGGUCCCCACGACUCCCUGCUCAGUGCUGUCCUGGAGCUGCAGCCCCACGGGGUGGCCUUCCAGCAGGCACGGCCGGCGGGCAGGGCGGGUGCAGAGGGGCCCGGCUGGGCCAGGAGCUGACCCGCCCUCACCCCGCAGGACAUCGGCCUGUGGCUGCUCUUUGUGCCGCCGCGGGCCCGGCGCUGCCGGGAGGUGGUGGUGAGGACCCGGAGUGGCCACAGCUGGAGUGACCUGGAGACCCACCUGGAGAAAGAGACACCGAAGCGGCUCUGGGCCCACUGCCAGGUACCCCACUUCUCGUGGUUCCUUGUGGUUUCACGCCCUGUGUCCAACGCCUGCCUGGUGCCACCGGAGGGGAAGUUGCUGUGGUCCUCGGGGCAUCCUGGGGUCAAGGUCACAUUCCCUCCUGGAGCCACCGAAGAGCCUCGUCCGGUCCACAUGCAGGUGGUGCAGACGCCGGCCCGAGAGCUGCGGGCCCUGCUGGGGGAGGCCGAGGCCGCCGCGAGCCCCCUGCUGGGCCUCUCCCAGCGCGGUCCCCCCGGCUUUCUCCGCCCAGUCACCGUGCAGCUGCCCUUGCCUCCCGGUGUCACAGGCCAGAGUCUGGACCGCAGCCGCCUGCACCUGCUGCGCGGGGCUCCGCCGGCCGUCACCUGGGACGACAUCACGGCUCAGGUGGUGCUGGAGCUCACCCACCUGUACGCUCGCUUCCAGGUCACACACUUCUCCUGGUACUGGCUCUGGUACACCACCAAGACCUGUGUGGGGGACCUGGCGCGGAAGGCCUGGCAGCGGCUGCGGCUGCACCGUGUGAACCUGAUCGCACUGCAGAGGCGCCGGGACCCCGAGCAGGUCCUGCUGCAGUGCCUGCCCCGCAACAAGGUGGACACCACCCUGCGGCGGCUGCUGGAGCGGUACCGCGGCCCCGAGCCCUCGGACACGGUGGAGAUGUUCGAAGGCGAGAAGUUCUUUGCCGCCUUUGAAAGAGGCAUCGACGUGGAUGCCGACCGCCCGGACUGCGUGCAGGGCCGACUGUGCUUCGUGUUCUACUCGCACCUGAAGAACGUGAAGGAGGUGUACGUGACCACCGCCCUGGACCGGCAGGCGCAGGCCGUGCGGGGCCAGGUGUCCUUCUAUCGGGGAGCCGUGCCCGAGGAGGUGCCCGCGGAGGCUGAGGCAGCCCGGCAGAGGAAGGGCGCAGACGCCCUGUGGAUGGCCACUCUGCCCAUCAAGCUGCCGAGGCUGCGGAGGUCCGAGGGGCCGGGGGCGGGCCUCUCCCUGGCACCUCUGAACCUGGGCGAUGCCGAGACCGGCUUCCUGACCCAGAGCAACCUGCUGAAUCUGGCCGGGCGCCUGGGCCCUGACUGGCCGGCCGUGGCCCUGCGCCUGGGCCUGUCCUACCAGGAGCUGCAACGCAUCCGCCAUGACUUCCGGGACGACCUGGACGGGCAGAUCCGUCACAUGCUCUUCUCGUGGGCUGAGCGCCAGGCCGGGCAGCCAGGGGCCGUGGGGCUCCUAGUGCAGGCCCUGGAGCAGAGUGACCGGCGGGAUGUGGCCGAAGAGGUGCGGGCCAUCCUGGAGCUUGGCCGCCACAAGUAUCAAGAUGGCAUCCGUCGCACCAGCCUUGCCGCCGGGGACCUUGCCUCCUCUGGGCCUUCCGCCCCACAGUCCCCGGAGCCGGCCCAGGCCUAG